UGUCUAGAGAUUUCAAUUCAGAUAUUCAAUUAAUUGCCAUUGAUACAAAAAUGCCAGGUCUUAGAAACCUCAAGUGUAUUCGUGACACUGCCAAAGAAGGAGGAUGGACUGGUCACGACGCCCUGGAAGAACAGCCAUUGAGUCCCAUGGCUCGUUUGUUUCACGAACCAGGUUCAAACGUCUAUAUCAUAUCUAUGUUGGGCUCAACAACCAAAAUCUAUCCUGAUGUUGUGAAAGCAAAUUUGGAGCAUACUCUCCUCAUGCACCCUCGUUUCUCUAGCUUGCAGGUUGUGGACAAAGAAAAUGGUGGAGAGAUGAAAUGGGUUCCAGUAAAGGUGAACUUGGACAACCAUGUGAUAGUCCCAGAGCUGAACCCAAACAUGGGCCCACCAGACAAGAUUGUUGAGGACUACAUCUCCAACCUCAGCAAAACCACCAUUCCGAAAUCCAGACCUCUUUGGGACCUCCACCUCCUGAACAUCAAGACCUCGGACGCCGAGGCCUUGGGUGUCUUCCGCAUCCACCACUCCAUUGGCGAUGGCAUGUCUUUGAUGUCUCUUCUACUCGCCUGCUGUGUCAAGGCUUCCAACCCUCAGGCUUUGCCGACCAUCCCUGUGAUGAAGUCGUCAACUUCAAACAAUUCAAGAGGGUUUUGGUCGGUGAUUCAGCUGGUUUGGAACACCAUCGUUGGUGUUUUGAUGUUUGUUGCGACUGCAUUGUUCUUGAAGGACACCAAAACGCCUCUGAAAGGUUCUCGGGGCGUUGAGAACAAUCCUCGCCGUUUCAUUCACCGGACAGUUGGUCUUGAAGAUGUUAAGUUGAUAAAGAAUGCCAUGAACAUUACGAUCAACGAUGUAGUGGUUGGAGUCACACAAGCUGCUUUGUCUCGAUAUCUAAACAGGAAAUAUGGUGAGAUUAGGAAGGAAAAGGGAGCAACAGAGAAGAAAAAUUAUCUUCCAAACAACAUUCGUCUUAGAGCAACCUUUUUCAUCAACAUAAGACCAUCAGUAGGGAUUCAUGCUCUGUUUGAUAUGAUGAAAAAGGGAACUAAGGUGAGAUGGGGCAACAAGAUCGGUUAUGUCCUCCUUCCCUUCACCAUUGCAUUGCGGGAUGACCCAUUAGAUUAUGUUCGUGAAGCAAAAAGUGUUAUUGAUCAAAAGAAAGCUUCAUUUGAAUCUGUAUGCACAUACAUAAUUACUAAGCUAAUUAUCAAGUUCUUUGGCAUUAAGGCUGCAGGUGUUCUCAAUUACAAAGUUUUUUCCAACACAACAUUAUGGUUCUCCAACGUACCUGGACCCCAAGAAGAAAUUGCAUUUUGUGGGCAUUCAAUGGCCUACGUUGCUCCCAGUUGUUUUGGCCAACCCAAUGCAUUGAUGAUUCAUGUGGUGAGUUAUAUAGACAAAUUGACCUUUAUGAUAUCAGCUGAUGAAGGAACAAUUCCGGAUCCACAACAGCUGUGUGAUGAUCUUGAACACUCCCUCAACCUCAUCAAAUCGGCUGUCUUAGCUAAAGAUCGAUCAGUACUGCAUCAAGAAUGAAUGACUAGCAAGAUCAUAAAUGUGUAUGCAUGUACCAUGUGCACGUAUGCACACAUCCAACACACAAUUCGUUGCGUGUCGACGAUCUACCUGCAGGCAGCAAUACAUGCAUGCAUGCAUGACUCGCAUAAUAUAUAUUCGAUCGUUUACAUGUUACAUGUAAUAUUAAUGAGAGUAGCAUAUAGACGUUUUAUGCACAAUAACAUUUCAUUUUCAAUCUUAGAGUUACAAUUUUCUAAUAGGAGCUGUGCACCGGUUGUAGAGGAUGAUGUUAUACGAUGUAAAACCAUGCAUGUAUAAUCAUUAAAUAAUUUUAAACUAUUUUACAUGUACUUUAAUUAAAAGUUUUUGCACAA
Messenger RNA from Cornus florida, 1894 nucleotides. RefSeq names its product wax ester synthase/diacylglycerol acyltransferase 11-like. Gene Ontology annotation, biological process: triglyceride biosynthetic process. Gene Ontology annotation, cellular component: plasma membrane. The transcript is spliced from 7 exons. NCBI's taxonomy places the organism in Eukaryota, Viridiplantae, Streptophyta, Magnoliopsida, Cornales, Cornaceae. Gene Ontology annotation, molecular function: long-chain-alcohol O-fatty-acyltransferase activity; diacylglycerol O-acyltransferase activity. The record is from RefSeq and is a predicted model, not a curated record. Bases 51 to 1538 code for a protein of 495 amino acids.